CGCCAUCUGUGGAGUUUUCAUUAUGAAAUAAAAUAAAAUUCAUCAUCUUCUAGUCUUUACGAUAUAUAUCAAGCAAUGGGGAAUUGGGCUUUAGAAAUAUUUAAGAUGGGAUGUUACAUGACAUUUCCAGUAACCUUGUUUUGGUAUUUCAAUCAGCCAGAGUCCUUUGAGUCUUGGAUGAUGUCUAAAAGAAAAGAACUGUUUCAUGGAGAUAGUGUAGAAAAUAGAGUGAAGCUUCAGAAGUGUAUUGAAAUAAUGGAGAAAAAGCGAGAAGCAGAUUGGGAGAAAAAAUUCCAGGAAGAAAACAAAUUGGAGUAGAAUUUGCACCCAAGUACUCUAUCAUCUAUCAUCUCCAUAUUUUAUUUGAAAUUUAUUUUUCAAAAAUGGCAUACAAUGGAGACUAUGGGUCUGAAUUUGAAAAUGAUAGUGACAUUGAAAGGAAAAAAAGAAAGCGUAGUGAUCUGAUCCCUAAAGCUAAGCACUCAACAAGUGGCAUAGCUUCCAAACAUGAAGUAACAGAUCAGUACAAUAAAGAGGAAGGAAAAAUCCAUAGAUUCCACAAUUUAUCUUUAGAUGCAUUUGCACGUCAUAAACAGUUAGUGAACAAUUAUAUACAGUAUUAUGGUGGCUCUAUGAAAGACAUUUAUCGAGAUACACGUAAAGAUAAAAGAGAUAUUGAUGUGAUUCGUGAAAACCAUCAGUUCCUUUGGGAUGAGGAUGAAGGUGAAGCUGAUGACACAUGGGAUAGAAGACUUGCUAAGAAAUAUUAUACAAAACUUUUCAAAGAAUAUGCCAUCUGUGAUCUAAGUCGCUAUAAAGAAAAUAAGGUUGCUUUAAGAUGGUGCAUAGAGAAGGAGGUAAUAGAAGGAAAAGGGCAGUUCGUAUGUGGAAAUAAAAAGUGUACGGUGCAAGAAGGUCUGAGGACAUGGGAGGUGAACUUUGGUUAUAUAGAGAAAGGGACAAAGAAAAAUGCUCUUGUGAAAUUGCGACUUUGUGCAGACUGCUCAUAUAAACUGAACUAUCAUCACAAAAAGAAAGAAGUAACUAAAAGGAAAAGUCAUAAAAAGAUGAAAACUUCAGAGAAAGAUCGACAUGAGAGUGGGCGUUACAGUCCAACAUGGGUUGAGCCUCAGAUAUCUAACACUAAGGAGUCUGAAGCACCCAAAUGCCAGGAGAUAACUUCAAUAUGGUCUGGCCCAGUCAAAAUACAAGAGGAAAAAUCAAGAGAGGAAGAAAUGAAUGAUUAUCUUAAUGACUUGUUUCAGUAACUUGAGCUCCUCUUUAUAUUUAAUAAUUAUUGAAGUGUGAAGAGUAUCUGUGGACUUGUUUAUUCCCAGAUCCCACUUAAUACAUAGUUCCAGCUGAUCAAUAGUUACUUGAUUGUAAAUUAUUUUAGUAACAAUUACCACCAAUAAUAAUAAUGAUGUAGACAUUGUUCAGAAUAUAGCCCCAACCAUUUUGAUGUAAAAUUUUUGAAAUGUUUAUUUGGCAAAUAAACCAUUUACAUCCAUA
Owenia fusiformis is the source of this 1512-nucleotide messenger RNA. NCBI's taxonomy places the organism in Eukaryota, Metazoa, Annelida, Polychaeta, Sabellida, Oweniidae. The record is from the annotation of a GenBank genome assembly.